Coniophora puteana RWD-64-598 SS2 is the source of this 526-nucleotide messenger RNA. RefSeq lists its product as uncharacterized. NCBI's taxonomy places the organism in Eukaryota, Fungi, Basidiomycota, Agaricomycetes, Boletales, Coniophoraceae. The transcript is spliced from 3 exons. The coding region runs from base 111 to 455 and encodes 114 amino acids. The record is from RefSeq and is a predicted model, not a curated record.
UCUGUCAUCCUUGCAGAGGCAGUGGGGGGAUGCCCGUGGCGAGAGAAGAACUGGCGAGAAUGCGAAGCGGUAGUCGAGGGUAUAUAUGAAGGCCCAUUUGGGUUCGUCAUAUGCGCGAUCCAAGCAGCUGGCUUGGGCCCGAGUCAAGAUCGGCGCGACAGCUUCAGAAAAACGAAUAUCACAAGGAAUGGACGGGUCCACAGGCGACGGUCCAGGCUGAGGCGGACGAAAGUGCCGAGAAAAUGAUAAAAUGCAAGAGAGGAAGAGCGCGGACUGCAACACUGGUGGAACUUAUCGAAAGUGGGGGAGGUGCAAGGAGGAAGCGUGUGUCGUCGUCGUCGGUUCGUGAGGUCGUUAAAUGCGAAGAUCAGGCUUGUGAAAUUGCGAACAAUGGGCCUAGCUUGGCAAUUGAGUCACCCGAGAGAAUGACAGACGUCAGCUGGAAAUCGAAGUAGAAGAAAAGACGGGGAUUGACACACAGCAAGAAGUUGAAAGAGGUCGCCGCCGACAAGGGCCGGAAGACGGC